This is a messenger RNA of Ictalurus punctatus (channel catfish), 693 nucleotides long. Its product is annotated as scavenger receptor cysteine-rich type 1 protein M130-like. Gene Ontology annotation, cellular component: membrane. Lineage: Eukaryota; Metazoa; Chordata; Actinopteri; Siluriformes; Ictaluridae. The annotation marks the transcript as partial. The record is from RefSeq and is a predicted model, not a curated record. The transcript is spliced from 3 exons.
CAUGGUGAAGAUGCUGGAGUCACCUGCUCAGGUCAGAAUUCAAGACUCACUGCUGGUCCUCACCGGUGCUCUGGGAGAGUGGAGGUGCUUCUUGGAGAUUCCUGGUUCACAGUGUGUGAUGCUGACUUUGACCAGCAGGAUGCAGAGGUUGUGUGUCGAGAGCUGGGCUGUGGGAUUCCUGUGAAGGUGCUGGGAUCAGCUGCUUUUGGCCGAGGGGAGGGUCAGGUGUGGACAGAGGAGCUUCAGUGUAGAGGAAAUGAAUCUGAGAUUUACUUCUGUCCAACAUCAUCUUCACUCAAACACUCAAACUGCUCCCAUUACAGCGAUGUGGGAUUAAUAUGUUCUGGUCACACAGGGGCGCGGCUGGUGAACGGACCGGACUCCUGUUCUGGUCGAGUGGAGCUCCAGUACCUCAGUGACUGGGGCACAGUUUGUGCUGUAGGCUGGGAUAUGAGAGCUGCAGAUGUUCUCUGUGCACAGCUGGAUUGUGGGAGUGCUGUGGCUGUGGUGGAGGUGGACUGGUUUGGGGAGGGGAGUGGCCACAUCUGGGCUGAUGUGUUUGACUGUCAGGGGAAGGAGACACACCUAUCACAAUGUAUCAUCUCGUCAUGGAGUCGAGCUGCAUGCUCUCAUAAACACGAUGCUGGAGUCAUCUGUAAUGGUGAGAUAUUAACAUCACCUACACCACGUUAG